AUCGACUGCAUCUGGCUACUAUGUGUGUGUGUCGUGUAAACUGUGUUAGUGGUAUUGCGUUUCGGUGUUAUGCUUAUAAUUCCGCAUUAUAAUAUCUAAAUAAGCAAAGAAUAUGAUGAAAUCUAUACCCGAGAGGUGGUUGGAAUAUAAACCCUAUGGCACAGUGAUCAGUGGUACAAAAAUUCUUCCCUUUAAAGUUCCAUUGAAAGAGGCACUGUGCAACAAGCUAGAGCCGGAAGAACGAUUUACAACGUCGGUACUACUUGAAGCAUUUCCACGGCUCAAGUACAUCAUCGACUUGACAAAUACGGAUCGUUACUAUGAUAAACAGGAAUUUACAAACUCUGGUGUCAAAUAUGAAAAAAUUAUGGUUUAUGGCCGGGAAAUUCCCUCCGUGGACUUGGUGAACAGAUUCUUUAAAACGAUGGAUGAUUUUAUGUCAGCUUGUGGUGAAGACGAUAUUGUGGGAGUUCAUUGUACUCAUGGCGUAAACCGUUCGGGAUAUCUUAUUUGUAGGUAUCUUGUACAGCAAUUAGGUUGGGAAGUUGAUACCUGUUUAAAAGCAUUCGAAGAGGCUCGUGGCUAUCAGAUCGAGCGUAAAAACUAUAUAAACGCGUUGCAGAAAAUACCACACGAGAAAAGCAAAACGGGUAAAGUCAAAGCGCGACCGAGGGAUUGGCUUCCACUCCCAACCCAACCAUAUACGAUGGGGCCGCCAGGUCUCGUACCACCGCGACGCGGUUUCACAAAAGACGGCCCAUUUUCGUUGCCACAUUUCGGUUUUGGCGGUCCGCCAGCAGGCUUUCGUCCUAUGCUACCUCCACCUGGCAUGCCGUUGGUACCACCGCCACCAGGUCCUUCGUCUAUGUACGGACCGAGGUCAUUCAGGUACAGACCGCCACUGCGACCAGCCAUGUGUCCACCGCCACCUCGACCAGGUUUUGCAUUCCCUAUUCCAGGUUUUCCGCCACCAUGUCCGUCCAGAACACCCGCUGGAAGGUUACCUCAUGUUCCACCAACUCGGUUACCACCGCCAAAAAUCCCUCCACAUCCCCUUCCACAUUCUUCGUCAACGCAACCUGUCGUUUUGAAGCGAUUGCAAGGGCAAAAACGAAAGUCGCAUGUACGAAAUGGCAUUGUGUCGCUGUCUAGAAAUCCCGCCGAUGUUAGUAGGCAAAAUAGCCAAAUGAGUAGGAUAAUACCGAAGUUAGUGAAAGAACAGGACUUCACGGUAGAUACGUUCGAAGAAAAUUUGCUCGCCGUCUCGACUCAAUCGAACAGGCGGCCAACGAAAGGAAAAUUCAAUCAAACCAAGUGACGACGUGCCAUUUAGGAGUCAUGAUACGUUUACUUAAACGUUCAACAUCCCGUGUAAUUCGCUGUUACCGAAAUUCGCAGUUUUCUGCGAUGGUUUCGUUAGCCAUUAAAGGAAUAAGCAGUUGCGAGAAUGGACAACGGCUACUAAUUAACAUGACUAUGGAAAUUUGUCUGACUUGGACAGCAAAGAAGCAUAAAGAUAUACUUUGAGUGUGUUUAUAUGAAAUGUGAAAACUUGUACAGCACGAUUGAUGGCCAUCUUACACGACUCCCUUUUCUCCUUACCCCAUGCAACAUGUUCCUUGACACUAUUUUGACGAGUACCUUCAUCAUUUCUGAGAAUAAAUACACUUUGUCGAUGAUAUUAUUAUGAUCCAAUCCAUCACCAUUCUCCUUCUGUAAUUAAUUAUUUAAAUAACUCAUGUCCGAGAAUUAUGAUCUAGUACUUAAUUGACCACAAACGAUUAUUGCUAUCAUUAAUUCCGACUUGAAAGAUUACAGUUCGAUCUCUGUGCUUAGUUUUAGAGUGAAAAUAAAUCUUUCGGGCAGAAUUAGCCUUAAGUACGGUAUCUGCAAACACUGUAUAUUAUAUCUUUAAAUACGUGUAGACAAUUCAAACGGCUCGCUAAUUAUAUUUUAUCACUGCAAAUACGAUGAAUCCUUAAUUUCUCGACCGGCUUGUUUCCUUGCAAAUCAUUUCAAGCGACCUUCUUUUAAAAAAUCAAGUUUUUUAUUAAGGACUACUUGUUUAUUAUUAUUGACUAGUAAUGAUUAUGGUAAUAAAAGAUUAUCGUAUACUAAGGUAUAAUAUAUUAGGUUUAUUACUUAUUUCGUAGAUAAUAAUGUAUUUAUCUCUGUACAGUUUAAAUCUCAAGCAUAUUAACUUGAAGAUGUUUCUGACCAAGAGUUUUUGUAAAUACUGUGCUGCAAACAUUUAUUUUCAUUCUAUAUUUAACAUAAUAAUCGUGCUAUUUCUUCGUAAAUCAUUCCAUAUUAUGAUCUUUGUGUGUAAUUCGACCCUUUCAUAUUUUUCAUUAAUUGUAUCGUAUGUUAAUAACGGUAAGAAACAAUGUGAUGAGAAGAAGAAUUUCUACUUGAUUUCCUUAGCGUCGUUGGCGUUUGCAUUCUGUAAAUCGAGUACAGUAAAUGUAAUUUCUCGUUGUAAAUCAUGAAGAUUAAGAAAAUUUUUUGUUAGAAAGUAUGUGACACGAUCAAUGUUAUUAGCAAUGUCACGUAAAGACAAAAGCAGCUAUUCUUUGUUCAAUAAGAUAGAGCUUAAAUUGUUUGAAAAGUAAAACUCGAGGAGCUUUACUAGCUUUUCUAGCUUUUCGUAGUAUUUGAAAUAACUCGUAUGUAUAAUUAAAUACGGAAGAUAAAUAACACGUUAAAAUUAA
This is a messenger RNA of Bombus pyrosoma, 2711 nucleotides long. Its product is annotated as RNA/RNP complex-1-interacting phosphatase. The coding region runs from base 113 to 1318 and encodes 401 amino acids. Gene Ontology annotation, biological process: protein dephosphorylation. The record is from RefSeq and is a predicted model, not a curated record. The transcript has 9 exons. Lineage: Eukaryota; Metazoa; Arthropoda; Insecta; Hymenoptera; Apidae. Gene Ontology annotation, molecular function: polynucleotide 5'-phosphatase activity; protein tyrosine/serine/threonine phosphatase activity.